Trichomycterus rosablanca is the source of this 2105-nucleotide messenger RNA. Its product is annotated as tripartite motif-containing protein 16-like. The record is from RefSeq and is a predicted model, not a curated record. Gene Ontology annotation, molecular function: zinc ion binding; protein binding. Lineage: Eukaryota; Metazoa; Chordata; Actinopteri; Siluriformes; Trichomycteridae. The transcript has 6 exons. Bases 330 to 1982 code for a protein of 550 amino acids.
ACAGCAUGGGUACAGUAAUUAAUCAUAAAAUGUACUACAGUAAAGGUACAGUAAUAAUAAAAUAUAGAAAAUUAACAACAGUUAAGAAACGCACGUUUUGAUAAGACGAAGGUCGUAGUAGUUAAUUAGUCACCUGUAGUACUUACUACAACCACAAUACAAAUUAAAAGUCCCACAGCAUGAGUACAAUAGAUAAUCCAAAAAAUAAAAAAUUAACAAAAAUCAAGAAACGUAAACAUGAACAUAACGCUCACGAACUAAACCAGGAAGUCUGAGCUGCUGUAAAUAACUUGCUGUGUUUACUGGUGUUUGUGUUUACGUGUAGAAAAAUGGCCGAGUCAAAAAAAUCAGUAACUGAGGACGAGUUCAGCUGUUCAGUCUGUCUGGAAACACUGAAGGAUCCAGUAACUACACACUGUGGACACAGUUUCUGUAUGGUGUGUAUUAAUAACUGCUGGGAUCAGGAGGAUGAUAAGGGAACAUACAGCUGUCCACAGUGUAGACAAACCUUCACUCCAAGACCUGUUGUGAGGAAAAACAUUAUUCUGGCAAAAGUUGUAGAGGACCUGAAGAAGAGAGAAUCCCAAGAUCCACUUCCUUCUGGACCUGAAGAUGUGGAGUGUGAUUACUGUGCAGAGAGAAAAUCCAAAGCAGUAAAAUCCUGUCUGGUGUGUUUGGCCUCUUUCUGUGUAACUCACCUUCAGCCUCACUAUAAAUCUCCUGCUUUUAAGAAUCACAAGCUGGUUGAAGCCUCCAGACGACUUCAGGAUCAGAUCUGUUCUCAGCAUAAUAAACUGCUGGAGGUUUACUGUCGUACUGAUCAGCAGUGUAUCUGUGUGAUGUGCACCAUGGAUGAUCAUAAAGGACAUGAUACAAUAUCAGCUGCAGCAGAAAGAACUGAGAAACAGAAGCAGCUGCUGGAGAUCCAGAGAAAAUUCCAGGAGAAAAUCCAGAACAGAGAGAAGGAACUUUGUGAGCUGAUAAACGCUGUGGAGUCUCACAAGUGUUCUGCACAGACAGCAGUGAAGAACAUUGAGAGGAUCUGUACUGAACUGAUCAACUCAAUUAACAGAAGAUGCUCUAAGCUAAAAGAUCUGAUCAGAGAUCGAGAGACAGCAGAAGUAAGUCAAGCUGAAAAAGUCCUGAAAGUCCAGUUGGAGCAGCAGAUUGUAGAGCUGAAGAGGAAAGAUGCUGAACUGGAACAGCUUUCGCACACAGAGGAUCCCGUCCAUUUCCUCCAGAAUUUUCAGUCUCUCUCGGCUCCUGCUGGAUCUGCAGAAUCAGCCGCCAUCACAAUCAGUCCUUUCCUCUCAUUUGAUGAUGUUACAAAGUCUGUAUCUCAGCUGAGAGAGAAAGUAGAAGAAUUCUGGAAAGAUCAGUGUGAGAAGAUACCAGAUGAAGUGAAGAAAGUCUGGAUUACUCCUGAACCUGAAAUCAGAGAAGAUUUUCUACAAUAUGUUUGUCGGUUCACACUGGAUCCAAACACAGUAAAUCAUUUCCUCCGUCUGUCUGAGGAGAACAAAGUGGUGACCUGCAGUAGAACAUUACAGUCGUAUCCUGAUCAUCCAGAUAGAUUUGAUAAUUGGUCUCAGGUUGUGUGUAGAGAGAGUGUGAGUGGACGCUGUUACUGGGAGGUUGAGUGGAGUGGGAAUAAGUGGGUUAAUAUAGCAGUGUCAUAUAAAAGCAUCAGCAGGAAGGGAUGUGGUGAUGAGUGUGUGUUUGGAUAUAACGAUCAGUCCUUGAGAUUAGAGUGUUAUCCAUCCAAAUUUUUAUUGAGGCACAAUAAGAAAGAGACUGAAAUUCCCAUAAUGCCGAGUUCCUCUAGAAUAGGAGUGUAUGUGGAUUAUGAAGCAGGAACUCUGUCCUUCUACAGCGUCUCUGAUACAAUGAAGCUCCUCCACAGAGUUCAGACCACGUUCACUCAGCUCCUCUACCCGGGGUUUAGUCUUUCUUAUGGAUCAAAAGUGAAACUGUCAGAUUGAACAAAUUAAAUGUAAAAUUUACAUGAAAGUGUAACAUUAAACUGUUUGAGUGAUUUUUAGAAUCUGUGAGGCAGUGAUACAUUUAUGAAGAUUUUCUUUUUCAAUUUAUUAAUCACCAUUUAU